Messenger RNA from Punctularia strigosozonata HHB-11173 SS5, 252 nucleotides. RefSeq lists its product as uncharacterized. The record is from RefSeq and is a predicted model, not a curated record. The transcript has 4 exons. Lineage: Eukaryota; Fungi; Basidiomycota; Agaricomycetes; Corticiales; Punctulariaceae. The coding region runs from base 1 to 252 and encodes 83 amino acids.
AUGACCUCAAACCAAGCGCAAGGUUCUCGGGAUCCGAAGACUUCGAGUGCUAAACAAGGCGAGGCAGUGUCUGAGGCAAAGCACAUUACGAGCACGAAGAGCGAUCAGGCCAGCAAGCAGUAUCAAUCCGGUGAUCAGUCAACCCCUGCAGAUCCUCCUCCUGGGAAGUAUACUCCGCGAGGCAAGAAAUGCCCGCCGACCGUCGGCACCAAGCCAUCGCUCACUCAACCGACGUUGACGCGACCGCGCUAG